Ichthyophthirius multifiliis is the source of this 519-nucleotide messenger RNA. RefSeq names its product vacuolar sorting protein, putative. Gene Ontology annotation, cellular component: endosome; retromer complex. Gene Ontology annotation, biological process: retrograde transport, endosome to Golgi; intracellular protein transport. The transcript is spliced from 5 exons. Lineage: Eukaryota; Ciliophora; Oligohymenophorea; Hymenostomatida. The record is from RefSeq and is a predicted model, not a curated record.
AUGACUGAUCUAGUUAAUGAUAAUUUUGAAGAUGGUGAAGGAGAAUUAGCUAUAGUUUUUGGGGAUUUCCAUAUCCCAGGAAAAAUUCAUGAAAUUCCUUAAUAAUUUAAAGAAUUAAUUACUCCGAAUAAAGUUUAAUAUGUGAUAUGCACAGGUAAUGUAGGGAAAUCGAAAGAAACUUAUAGUUGGAUUAAAAGCUUAGCAUAAGUAAUAUAUAUGGUAAAAGGUGAUUAAGAUGAUGUCGUUCCUUGGGGGACUGAAGAAGGAAUUUAUAAUUAAUUAAGAGAAUAUGAUUCUGAUAUUUUUAUUAGUGGAUAUACACAUGAAUAUAAAACAAAUAAAUAUGAAUAAAAGCAUUUUCUUAAUCCUGGGUCUAUUACAGGAGUAUUCAGUCCUCUAAAAAAAGAUCCUUUACCUUCUUUUAUGGUUUUGGAAAUUAAAGAAAAAUAAGUUGAUGUUUAUUUUUAUUAACUUUAAAAUAACGAAGUUAAAAUAAAGAAAACUAGUAUUUUUAAAUGA